UGAUUCGCCACCGUACUUUCAGCGCAUUCUUCGUGGAGUCGAUACGAACAGCGCACAUACGUUUGACACCGAACGGAUAUUUACAAAAUAAAGACCGACGCCGUUAUAUUGGAAGCGGGGAGAAUGGGGUGUCGAGAGGUUUUUAUACUCCUGAUGUUCGCGACAUCGACAUUCGCUGUUGAGGUGUCGUCAGACACAGGUACAGGACUGCUGGCCGAGCCGCAGGUGGCCAUGUUCUGCGGCAAACUCAACAUGCACAUCAACAUUCAGACCGGAAAAUGGGAAACUGAUCCAUCCGGAACCAAGAGCUGCAUCGGAACUAAAGAGGGAAUUCUACAGUACUGCCAAGAGGUGUAUCCAGAGCUGCAGAUCACCAACGUUGUGGAGGCCAAUCAGCCUGUCAAUAUCUGGGACUGGUGCAAGAAAGGACGCAAGCAGUGCCGCAGUCACAUGCACAUUGUGGUGCCCUACCGCUGCCUGGUCGGGGAGUUUGUGAGCGACGCUCUUCUGGUGCCUGAUAAGUGUAAGUUCCUGCAUCAAGAGCGAAUGGACAUGUGCGAGAGUCACCUGCACUGGCACACCGUUGCCAAAGAGUCUUGCGGUGACCGGAGCAUGAAUCUCCAUGACUACGGGAUGCUGUUGCCAUGCGGUAUCGACCGUUUCCGUGGCGUUGAGUUUGUGUGCUGCCCUGCAGAAACAGAGAAAGAGUCAGACAGUGCGGCCGCAGAGGAAGAUGAUUCAGAUGUGUGGUGGGGGGGAGCAGAAGCCGACUACACAGAGAACAGUAUGGUCCGAAACACUGAAACAGCAGCUGCUGUAGUUCAGGAUGACGCAGAUGCUGAUGAGGAAGACGAGGAGCCGCUGGAUACAGAUCAAGAUGGAGAUGGAGAUGAGGAAAAUGACGAGGUCAUCGAUGAGCGCAGCGACAACAGGCAGAGCACCAGUGUUGCCAUGACAACCACCACCACCACCGAGUCCGUGGAGGAAGUCGUCAAAGAGGUGUGUUUUGCGAGUGCUGAGACGGGUCCGUGCCAGGCGAUGUUGCCUCGCUGGUAUUUUGUGCGCGAGGAGGGCCGUUGUGCACCCUUCACAUACGGAGGCUGUGGAGGAAACCGUAAUAACUUUGAGUCAGAGGAGUACUGUCUGUCCGUCUGCAGUAGUGUGUUGCCCACUCCCUCCUCCAGCCCACCGGAUGCUGUGGAUCGGUACCUGGAGACCCCCGCAGACGAGAAUGAACACGCUCACUUCCUAAAGGCCAAAGAGAGUCUGGAGGCCAAACAUCGUGAGCACAUGUCACAGGUGAUGAGAGAAUGGGAAGAGGCUGAGAGACAGGCCAAGAGUCUGCCACGCAACGACAAGAAAGCCGUCAUCCAGCACUUUCAGGAGAAGGUGGAGGCGCUGGAGCAGGAGGCCGCUAGUGAGCAACAGCAGCUGGUGGAGACGCACAUGGCGCGCGUGGAGGCGCUACUGAUCGACCGACGGCGGCUCGCCCUGGAGAGUUACCUCGCCGCCCUGCAGGACGAUCCACCCAGGCCACGUCACGUGUUCAGUCUGUUGAAGAAGUACAUCCGAGCGGAGCAGAAAGACCGACAGCACACGCUCAAACACUUUGAACAUGUGCGCAUGGUCGACCCCAAGAAAGCUGCUCAGUUUCGCCCUCAGGUGUUGACCCAUCUGCGUGUGAUAGAGGAGCGGAUGAAUCAAUCUCUCGGGCUGCUGUACAAGGUUCCGGGGGUUGCAGAAGACAUUCAGGACCAAGUUGAGCUGUUGCAGCGCGAGCAGCAGGAAAUGUCCGCACAGUUGGCGAACCUUCAGAGUGACGUGCGGGUGAGUUAUGGUAACGACGCCCUGAUGCCCGACAGCACCGUCAGUCUCGACCUGUUACCUGCUGGAGACACGCAAGGUUUCGGCUUCAUCCACCCUGAGAGCUUCAACCAGCCCAACACACAGAACGAAGUUGAGCCUGUUGAUGCUCGACCUGUUCCUGACCGAGGACUCCCAACACGACCCGUAUCUGGACUGAAUCCUGAAGAUGUUCCUGAGUUGCGGAUGGAGGCUGAAGAGAGACACAGUGACGUUUACCACCAGAAACUGGUUUUCUUCGCAGAGGAUGUCAGCUCCAAUAAAGGAGCUAUUAUUGGCCUGAUGGUUGGUGGUGUUGUCAUAGCAACCAUCAUUGUCAUCACCCUGGUGAUGCUGAGGAAGAAGCAGUACACGUCCAUUCGUCACGGGAUCAUUGAGGUGGAUGCUGCAGUGACUCCAGAGGAUCGUCAUCUGUGCAAGAUGCAGCAGAACGGUUAUGAGAAUCCCACCUAUAAGUUCUUUGAGCAGAUGCAGAACUGAUGGUGUAGACGUUACCCUAAACCCUCCCUAAACCCCUCCACCCACCCCUCAUGAUGGGACAGAGCAGGUGACGCCAUAUGUAGCUCAUGGCUACAAACAUCACGCUUAUUAUUGGUCCAUGUCUGUCAAAUGCAUUAUUGAUAUUCAAUUUAAUGCACAGUUCAAAUUCAGUUCAGUGCACAAUUCUAAUUGAAAAUCAAUCCAUAAUUCAAAUUUAAUUGGCAAUUCAGGUUCAGUUCAAAUUCAAUGCACAAUUCAAAUUGCAAUUCAGUGCCCAGUUCAAAUUCAGUGCAUAAUUUGAAUUCAAUUCCUUGCACGAUUCAAAUUAAAAUCAGUGCUCAAUUCACAUUGCGGUUCAAAUGCAUAAUUCAAAUCCAGCGUAAAAUUAAAAUUGUGUACAAAUUCAAUACAUAAUUAAAAUUCAGUUCAAUUAAGUGUACAAAUCAAAUUCAAUGCAUAUUUUGAAAUUCAUUCAGUUCACAAUUGCAAUUCAAUGCAUCCUUCAAAUCCAAUACAUAAUUACAUUUCAAUGCAGAGUUCAAUGCACAAUUUGUAAAUUCCGUUCAGUUCACAAUUCCAAUCGCAAUUCAAUGCACAAUUCUAAUUCAAUGUAUAAUUAAAUUUCAAUGCACAAUUCAAAUUUAGUGCAUAAUUCGAAUUCAGUGCACAAUUCUAAUUCAAUGCAAUUCAAUUUAAAUAAAAAAUUCACCCCAGAAUUUUUAACUAAUGAAAUCAGUUUGAUUUAGUUUGAUUAGAGUUGAUAUAUAAUUCUCUAAGUUGCCUGAAAUGUAGGUAAAUGUGAUCUGUAGACUCGCUGUAUUCCUCCAGUACGGUAACAGAGCUGUAUCAGGUUCAGGUCUUGGCUGGAAUUGGACAGCGUUUAGUCAGUACUAGUUGUUUCUUGUUUAAGGCUGUUGAGUUACUGGUUUGUCCGCUGCACUGUCUCACACUCCUCAACAAUUAAACACUGGGACAUCUGACCGAUGAACGUCAGUGGCUUCAUCCUGUCAGACAAACUUCCCCCCCACCACCCCCCACCCUUCAUCACACCAUGACUGCAGCUGUGCUGUGUUUGGUGACGCAGAUCAUAGACAAUAACAUUGAUCACAAAAAAUAAUGUAGAAAAUGGUGAAAUUGAUGUCUUUAUGAACGAGAUCUUGAAAAUAUUUUAUUGAUUGUUUCUGGUUUGUUUUUCAAAAAAUAAGAAAAGAAAUCAAUGUAAAAAUGAAAACAUUUGCCAAAAAAAAAAAGUGUUUUUUUUAUGUCAUGUCAAUAUUGAAGUAAUGCAAAAAAAAACAAAAAAAAAAAACAAUAAGAAUAGUUGUAACUGUAGUGCAUGAUAAAAAAAAAUGUAUGAAAAAACUGCUAUUUGGAUCUUGGUCUUUUCUCACGUAGAGACAUUGUAGAAGGUUUAACGGUUAGUAACUUGUAAAAGUGUGACUUGAGUCACACAAAAAAAUAAAUGAAAUUGGCUUUCCGCUUUGAUAAAAUUUAAAUCAGUGGUUCUCAACUGGUUUUGAUUCAGGACCAAUAUUUUAUAUUAGACAAAGCAGCAACUGAACACAGUACUAAAACUGUUUAUCGAACAUAAACAUUUCCUUAAAAUAAGAUGUUGAAAGUUAUUAACAUUUAGGUUUUUAAAGGAUGGCGGCAUGUCAUGCAACCUGUCCAUAUUGACAUCUGUCUAAUUUGGCUCGUUUCUACCGAAUGAAACAAUUAAUUUUGGCCAAAAAAAAAAAAAAAAAGUUGGACAGGACACACUUUUUUAAAAGUCUAUUUAUUAUGCCAGUGUUAAAAAAUACAUUUAUAUGGCUUGUUGUUGUUGUUGUUGUUUUUGCAUUUAGCAUCGUUUUCCCUUUUGUCUGGGAUCAGAACAGAGCUGAGACCCAUUUUUGAAUCGUGACCCACCAGUUGAGAACCACUGCACUGAAAACACGUGCUUUUAUUUUAAUAUCUUGUUUGCUUUUUAUGAAAUGAAGCUCCAGCUCUGGAUGGCUGGUUAAGGUUAUCGGUGUACAUUACUAUCUUUAAAUUUAAUUGUUCUUAUCCUAUGCAUUUCAGAGAUUUAUUUACUACUUCUUUAUAAACAGCUAUUUAAUUUUGAUUUUCCAUUGGACUCGUGGUUGUAUGUGUUUUUUAAGCAGGUGUUCUUGGUCGGUGCGGUUGGGACGGGACAUGUUCUGUAUGUUUGUAUAGUCAGUUUUGUGUUGUUGCAUCACUCUGUGUGAGCAGAAGUAGAAAACAUCUUUCUCCUCUUGGUUUCUUGUUUGUCUCAUGUUACACAGCAGCACCACUGAAGCUUGUGAAAUCUCAUUCAACUGAUUCUUUGCUGCAGAAACAGAUGAGCGAUUGUGAAACCUGUCAGGAUUCACUGAAAUUUACUUUCAAUUAAAAUGUAAUGCAUAAAUCAAAUUCAGUUCAACUUCAAUACACAGUUAAAAUUCAAUGCAUAAUUCUAAUUCAGUUCAGUACACAAUUCAAAUUGAAAUUAAUUGCAUAAUUAAAAUUCAAUGCAUAGAUUCUGCAUUGAAUUAUGCAUUAAUGCAUGAAACCUGUCAGGAACAUGUCCAGGUCAAAUUUCACCCCAAAGUCAAAAGUAAGAAAUGUGAAAUCAAUUUUGCAUAAAUGCAUAAAGAAAGUGAAGCCUAUUUUUAGGACCAUACAAAUGUUUACGCAUUGUGACAUUAUUUUUAUGAUAAUCACAUUUCUCCUUGAAGCCUCAUUACGGUAAUGAAGAAAUAAUUGUAUUUACAUUCAUCUUGUAAAAACAUCAUGGUAGUAUUUGUUGUACUGAAUUUUCUGUGAAUUUUAGUUUAUAAACAAAAAUUGUGUCUGAAAUGGAUGGUUAACAUCGUAUUACAGUACAAAUAUUUUUCUUUUUUUUUUUUUUGCCUGUGGGGAGGAAAAUAUGUUUAUCAUGCAAAUAAUAUCAAUGCAAAAAAAAAAAAAAAAUCUCAGCUAGAUUUCAGUUUCUUCAUGCAAAAUUGCUUUUUGAUUAUGGGAUGAAAUGUGACCUGAUAAUUCACCCAGAAUGUCUUUGGUGAUAAAUUCUGAAUGCAUCAUGCACUGCUGCUUUUGCCUGUAGUUAACACAUCCCACCUCAGAAAGGUUCAUAAUCAAAAAUAAACCUGUAUAAUGAAUGUCAGUCAAUCGUUUACUUAAUCGACUCUCAAGGCAAACAAUUAAGCGAUGAAUGUUUAUCAUGGUCAAUUAUUUUCAUGUUUAAUUUACCUGGAUGGGAUUUCUCAGUGUGGAUUGCUGUAUAGUGCUGUGGUUUGAUCAGAUCUGGAAUGUUUUUUAAAUGUUGACUGGCUGCACAUUAGAUCUACAGAAAGCUGAUGAGCUUCUUUAAUUCAGUGGCAUUUCAUUCUUCUCUUUGUAACAUUUGCUUUGACUGGUAAAACAAUUAUGCUUUCUACACUGUAUUCCAUAAAUAAAGAUUUGAAUGUACAUACAGA
Molecule: messenger RNA, 5801 nt
Organism: Myxocyprinus asiaticus (Chinese sucker)
Lineage: Eukaryota; Metazoa; Chordata; Actinopteri; Cypriniformes; Catostomidae
Gene: appa
Product: amyloid beta (A4) precursor protein a
Exons: 17
Coding region: 124-2343 (739 amino acids)
Biological process (GO): central nervous system development; axonogenesis
Cellular component (GO): membrane raft; cell surface; Golgi apparatus
Molecular function (GO): transition metal ion binding; signaling receptor activator activity; heparin binding
Source: RefSeq, a predicted model, not a curated record